Thermothelomyces thermophilus ATCC 42464 is the source of this 1725-nucleotide messenger RNA. RefSeq lists its product as uncharacterized. Bases 1 to 1725 code for a protein of 574 amino acids. The transcript has a single exon. The record is from RefSeq and is a predicted model, not a curated record. Lineage: Eukaryota; Fungi; Ascomycota; Sordariomycetes; Sordariales; Chaetomiaceae.
AUGGCUCGCCAAAGACAACGCGGGAGUAGCGGACACAAGCACGGGAACGAAAGAGACCGCAAUCAACAACAGUCUGAUCACCGAGGUGGAUAUGAUGGUCGCCAGGACAGAACCACGUAUUACAAGAACUAUUAUGAAUGCGGCGGUGGACCAGGAAAUGCCCAUCAGAAUAUGGGGCACGACCAGCAACAGCAACAGGAUACCCGCAACGGUGGACGCAGGCCGCAGAAUCUUCACCGGGGGCAGCAUCAUCGUGAGCAUCGAAGGCAUGAUCGUGACCAAGGUUGUGAACAGGGUAGUUGGCAACAUGGGGGGAGAGGUGAAGCAGUUAAAGGGCGACGCAGAGUCCGCUGGGCAGAUCAAGAUAGGAAUGACCAACAAAGACAGCCCAACAAUCAGCGGGAGGAGCGGCAACCGAACUCCCAAAAAUGUCCUGACAGCGAUGUUCAUCGACAGCAAACUCAGCGCUACCAGUACCCUCUUGAGAGGCGGCAGCAGCAGCAGCAGCAGCAGAGACAACAAGAGCGGACCCGGGAAAUGAGGGAGUAUUUGGACCAAGACGAGCUCGAUGCGUCGGACGACGAAGUUCUCGAGGACGCGCCCCCUCUGCAAGAACCGGACAGGCCGAACUACGGAUGGGAACAUGGCUGGUAUCAGCAGCACCCAAUACACACGGGCAUUUUCGGCCUAAGGGAUCAGACCGUGCAGGCGUGGCAGUGGCAGCAGGAGGAGCAGCAAGAGCAGCAGCAGCGGCGGCGGCGGCGGCACCGGGGGCGACAACAACCGUCUGGAUAUGAGGACUGGCUCCGGGACCGAGACGGAAUCCGCAAUAAGGAUGUUGCCGAUUGGAAUCGGGGCCAGAGGCGUCAGCUGGAAGAACAGCGGGAAUCUCUCUGCCACCUCUACUGCGAAGCAGAAAAAGCCAAGGCGAUGCUCCAGGCCGCGCACGAGGAACGGCAGCGUCAGUGUCAGCAGCAGCAGCAGAAAUCUCGGUCACGCCCGUGGUUCCAACAAGAACAAGAACAAGAACAACAACAACAACAACAACAACAACAACAACAACAACAACAACACCUCCUCCCCAUUCUAGGCCAACAACUGCACACCCCGCCCCGGACGCCGUCUCCCUCUCCUCUGCCCUCUCCUCCGUCACAGACGCCUGUCGUGGCCGGGGCCGGGGCCGGGGCCGGGGCAGCACGCAGCAGCCCGGAGGGGGUAAUAGGGGCGGCGGAGCUGACGCACGCGCAAAAGAUCCUGCACCUGCUCGUGUACACGACGCAGCUGCGGCGGGCGGUGGGCCGGACGGCGGGGCUGGUCGUCGGGGCGCACGAGGAGGCGGGCCUCGCCGCCGCCGCCGCCGCCGCCUCCUUCUUCGACGGGCUCGUCGCCGCCGUCGACCGCGUCACCGACCGGCUCGACGCGCUCUGGCGCGCCGCGCACAGGGCCGACCACGCCCGCGGCGGCCACGCCGGGGGCGACGAUGGCUAUGGCUUCCCCCUGGACGGCGACGGGAUCCCGGUCCAGACCGAAUUCUGCGCCGCCUGGGAGCGGAUCGUCGACGGGUACGGGGAGGUGGUCAGGCGGGAGCAUGCCCUCUUCGCCGCGGAGGACCCCCUCGGCGGGGGCGGAGGGCGUGGGGAAGAGGAGUGGAGGGACUAUCUCGCGGCGUUGGGGGUGUUUGGGGACAGGGUGGGGGCGUUCGGGGAGCGGCUGAGAGGUUUCUAA